Monosiga brevicollis MX1 is the source of this 1578-nucleotide messenger RNA. RefSeq lists its product as uncharacterized. The record is from RefSeq and is a predicted model, not a curated record. Lineage: Eukaryota; Choanoflagellata; Craspedida; Salpingoecidae. The coding region runs from base 209 to 1378 and encodes 389 amino acids. Gene Ontology annotation, molecular function: GTPase activator activity. The transcript is spliced from 10 exons.
UGUUGUUGUGCCCGCGCGCACGGACAGACACAGUGCCGGUUGCUGAGCGGUUGGCAUUGGUUGGACGCCGUAUCGUCCGCGUGCGUGUGCGAAGAGUGCGGAGGUGUAUGCGCACUGGUUGAGAGCAAAGUUGUGGUCGGGUGUUGCUAUUCCUGGCGGCGCUGCGUGGGGCUACCCACCUGCAGCGUCGAUUUGAGGGGGCGGCGACAUGACGACGCGACAGACCUUGCAUGAGUAUAAGCAUGCGCCGGGAAAUCAGACUUGCGCCGAUUGCGGCGUGGCUGACACCAGCUGGGCCUCGACGACGCUAGGCAUCUUCAUCUGUGUCGACUGCAGCGGCAUCCAUCGCAGCUUGGGGGUGCAAAUUAGCAAGGUCAAGUCCCUGAAGUUGGAUCAAUGGGCAAGCGAUGAAGCCAAGCAAAUGGCCGUAGGCAACUUGCAAAGCAACGAAAAAUACGAAGCCUGCGUUCCACGCAUCGUGCUUCGGCCUUCGGGCUCAUGCCCAACGCAUAUUCGAAACAGUUACAUCCGGGCCAAGUAUUCGGAGCUCUUGUUCACUGAUCGGCGAGAGGCAGCCGAAGCACGGGCCCAGCUUUUGUCUGGCUCCCUAGAAGGCCUGCUCCUCAAACAGGGCAAGAGCAAUGGAAAGUGGCUCCCUCGCCACGUCGUCCUGGCUGAUGGCACCCUCAAAUAUCACGCUAGCGAGGGCGAUGCCGAAGAAAAGGGCUCCAUUCCCAUCCUGCAGGCCCUCUGCACCGUGGUGGUCCCCGGCUGUGAUCAAGAGUUUGUCUUCAACAUUCUCUAUGAUAACCGCAUGUACUACUUCAAGGCAAGCUCAGCCAUGGAUUACUUUCGCUGGAUCACUAGCAUUCGGGCCGCCCGUGCCCGAGCCAUGGGGUGGGACGGUGAACGCGAGGACCAUCCCAUGCUAGAUAAGGUCUGCCCGAUAUCCGAAAUUGCGCAAGGAAGUUAUCCGCUAUUGUGGCGAUCGGCGUCUCACCUCGCCAACCUCCGCUGCCUCCACACCGAUCAGGCGUUACAGCUGUUGGACAGCAAGCGCAGGGAGGGUGUCCUGUCCAAGGCGGGGCCCAACAUGCGUGGCAUGAAGGCGCGUUACUUUAUCCUUCAUGAGCGCACACUGGCCUACUUUGGUCGACAGCAGGAUGCCGAGGCCAAAGGCGUCAUUGUACUUGGCCCUCCAAGUCGUGGCUUUAAGGUGUGUCGCGACAACAGCAUUGUCAGCAGUGCCGUCGAUGGAUGCUGUAUCCGCUUGACCACCCCGGAUCGUGAUUAUGCCAUUCAAGCAGAGACUGAGGAGGAGGCCAAAGCUUGGGAAAACGCCAUCUCCACAGCCAUCAACACUUUACCCGUUUACUAAGUCUCAAUUCUGAGCACCAGACAAACCAGACAGACUGUACCGUUCUCCUUCUGGAGCAGGCGCUUGGCUGCGCAUUGUGCCUAUCCAUGUCAAUGUGUCAGUCGAACACGCGGUCGCGCGAGUUGUGACCAUGCCCGAGCUACGCUCGGAAUUUUGAUGGCUGUGGCUUGUAUUUUCUCAAUUGUAGUACAUGUAGCGUC